Messenger RNA from Acyrthosiphon pisum (pea aphid), 1350 nucleotides. RefSeq lists its product as uncharacterized. Lineage: Eukaryota; Metazoa; Arthropoda; Insecta; Hemiptera; Aphididae. The record is from RefSeq and is a predicted model, not a curated record. Gene Ontology annotation, molecular function: protein dimerization activity. The coding region runs from base 1 to 1350 and encodes 449 amino acids. The transcript has 4 exons.
AUGUAUCAGGCCCGCAAUCACAAUUUUGAUUUGACCACGCACAUAGAUUUAGCUGAUACCACACCAGACGUUUCACUUAAGGACCAAUUAUCUGUUUGUUUGAGAUAUGUUGACCAAGGAGGAUCACCAAAUGAACGAUUACUUGAUGUUGUUGAAGUUACAGAUAAGACUGGAUAUGGAUUGGCUAAAAGUAUAUAUGAAACUUUGAUAAAACAUAAACUAAAAACUGGAAAUGUAGCAUUUCAGUCAUAUGAUUGUGCCAAUAGCAUGAGUGGUGUUAACAAAGGAGCUCAACGUUGUUUUUCUGAGUUAGUUGGACAUACAGUUCCAUAUAUUCCAUGUCAAGCACACAGGUUAAAUACUUUUCUAGAACACGGCUGUAAGGCUAGUCAUAUAAUUGGAAAUUUCAUUGAUAUUCUUGAAAACAUUUAUGUAUUUUUCUCGGCAAGUACAAAAAGAUCAAGUAAUUUAAUGGAACGUAUGGAAAAAAUCGAGGGAAGUCUGAAGCUCAAAAAUUUAUCCAAAACUCGUUGGACAGCCAGAGCUGAAAGCAUCAAAGCAGUGUGGACAUCUUUAGAAGCAAUUGUUGACACAUUAGAAUAUAUUAACAAUUCAAAUAAAUCUUUAGAGGCCAAAGAACUAAACGUGUGUGAUGCAGCAGCUUUAAUAAAAAGUACGAUUUCAUCAUUGCAAAAAAUUAGAUCAGAAACAGAAAACAUGAACAAUUUGAUAAACAGUGCUAAAAUUACAGCUCAAUCAUUUGGAGUUGAUUCAGAGGCAGACUUUAAUCGUUAUCACCGAACCAGGAAGCGACCUAAACAACAGUUUAAUUUAGUUUUAGAUACAUUGAUUAAUCUAACAAGUUCAAAUUUAAAUGUUUUUGUUGAAACUAUUCAACCCAUAUAUAAAAUAUUAAGUGUUCCAUUGAAAGUGAACACAUCACAAGAUUUCAGUGAAGCCUUUUCUCUUUUCUCACCUAUGAGUGUUGGAGCCAAGCUCUUAGAUUAUGAUACAGCUGCAGCAGAAUGGGAAAUACUGGGACACCAAUGUGUUAAUGAAAAUUUAAAAUGCUUAGAUGUCCUUCAAAAAUCGGAAGAAGUAAAACACAUAUUGCCUUGGGCUAAUUGGUUUUGUCGCCUUUCAUUUACUUCUCCAGUUACAACAGCUUCUAGUGAACGGACUUUUAGUAAGUUGAAACUUAUAAAACAUAAUUUACGUUCUACAAUGACUUCAAACCGUCUUAGCUCGUUGAUGAUAUUGAGUUGUGAAAAAGAUAUUGUCGAUAAAUUAGAUAUAGAUUCUGUUGUCGCAAAAUGGUCUUUGGCCAAACAAAGAAGAAUACAUAUUUAA